Molecule: messenger RNA, 1045 nt
Organism: Crotalus tigris (Tiger rattlesnake)
Lineage: Eukaryota; Metazoa; Chordata; Lepidosauria; Squamata; Viperidae
Gene: CGGBP1
Product: CGG triplet repeat binding protein 1
Exons: 2
Coding region: 354-851 (165 amino acids)
Biological process (GO): regulation of transcription by RNA polymerase II
Cellular component (GO): nucleus
Molecular function (GO): double-stranded DNA binding; zinc ion binding
Source: RefSeq, a predicted model, not a curated record
AGUUUUGUCACUCUCUUCCUCGUGAGCCACAGAGAACGGCGUUCACUUUUUCUACUCUCGCACGAGCUGACUCGUUUUUAGCAACGCCUUCAUUGGAAGAGGUGUUGCUAGGGGGCUACGUCCCGCCUUUUUCGACGAACCAAAGAAGAGGAAACAACUCUAUUCAGCCCUACCAUCCGCCGCCCCCCCCCCCGCCUUUCCGUGUGCCUGUCUGUCUGGCAGGCGGCUCCGCCAAGUGUAAUCCACGCCAUCGCGGAGUUCUGGGGGGCAAGCACGGAGCAGAUAGGAGAUUUCGUCUCGGUCAAUGUGGAAGCCGAACUCCGCGCUGUCAGGAUCGUUUACUAAAGGCAGCAAUGGAACGAUUUGAUGUAAAGCCACUUCCUUCCCGGAGCCGUUCAAAGACAGCUUUAUAUGUGACCCCUCAGGAUCGUGUGACUGAAUUUGGCAGUGAACUGUAUGAAGACGGGGGAAAACUCUAUUGCAGUUUUUGCAAUGUAGUCCUGAAUCAUGUUCGCAAGUCUGCAAUCAAUGAUCAUCUCAAAUCCAAAACACACACCAAACGUAAGGGAGAGUUUGAAGAGCAAAGUGUCAGAAAGAAACCACGGACCCUGACUGCCUCUCUGCAGUGCAAUAGCACAACCCAGACAGAGAAACCCAGUGUAGUCCAGGACUUUGUAAAAAUGUUUCUGGAAGCUAACAUUCCCCUUGAGAAGGCUGAUCACCCCGCCGUACGAGCAUUUCUCUCUCGCCAUGUAAAGAAUGGGAACUCCAUACCCAAGGCUGACCAGCUGAGGAAAAUGUAUUUGUCUGAUGGGUUUACAAAUCAGCUUAUUAAAUCUGAAGAACACUGAGAGGAAAGCCACUUGGUUCUAGGUGUCAAGCGUUACGAUUGCAUAACAGUGGUGUGGUUUUAUUUUUAUAUUCAUGCACCUGCAAUAGGUUUUGUAUUGUAAAAUGACAAUCUGUCUCGGAAUGCGGUGGUGUACAACCAAGAGUUAAUGGCUACAUAAUAAGAUCUUAGCACUAGAUUGCUGAACUUUUGGGG